This is a messenger RNA of Candidozyma pseudohaemuli, 2061 nucleotides long. RefSeq lists its product as uncharacterized. The record is from RefSeq and is a predicted model, not a curated record. Lineage: Eukaryota; Fungi; Ascomycota; Pichiomycetes; Serinales; Metschnikowiaceae. Gene Ontology annotation, biological process: peroxisome inheritance. The transcript has a single exon. The coding region runs from base 1 to 2061 and encodes 686 amino acids. Gene Ontology annotation, cellular component: extrinsic component of intraperoxisomal membrane.
AUGAUAAGUCAGGAUAAGCCGGACGACUCGAAAAACCGGAGGCCGCCGAACGAUAAGCGAAAAAGGCGGGGCAGAAAGAAGAAGAAAACACCCUCCUCGGAAACCCCUGUGGACGGUCAGAGCCCCCAGAAGGAUACUUCCAAGGCUGCUACUGUGGACAAUGCUGCAUCUGAAGAAAACACAGUCAAUGUGCCAAAGACGCCUGUGGAACCCUCGACCAGUCAAUUACCCACGCUAAUAACAGAACCGAUAACUCAACCGCCGAAACAUCAGGAACAGCUUAUGAGCCCUCGAAAACAGACGUUACUACGUCAUAAGAAAAGCAGCGAUCGUGUUGCUGAGCCUUCUUUCAUCAGUGAAGCCAAGGAAUUCCGGAAAAAUAGGAAACAACCUGUUUCUUCAACCAACAGUGAAGUCAACUCAGUGGACGACGACCAGAAGUACCUGGAAAUUCUCUCCCAACAAAACUUGCAGGGAAAGGCCUCGCUUUUCCGCUAUCUGGCUGCUCGAAUCUUGGUCUAUCAUGAGCAGAUUCUGGAUCCGGUUCUGCAGUCGUCUUCUGGAACACUCUUGGGACAUGGGGAGCUUGAGAUCUUCCAAUUGCAUAACGGCGACGUGACUUAUUUGCUGUGUGGCCGCUCGUUUGUCUAUCCGCUUCUUCCAAAGCUCAAAAUUCUUCGCAUAAGUCUCAACCAAUUCAUCUUGCCUUUGUCAAACCCAGAGCGGUACUGGAAAAUCAACAUCGACACUGAGGACGUCGCCGUGAUAAAGGAGCUCGAGCUGAUUUUACAGGGUGUCGUCAAGUACACCAACCUUUCAUUUGCCGCUGCCAAAGCUCCCUCCCUUCCGUCAUACAUAGAGGAAGAGCUUCAGGAGCCACAUACGCCUGAAAAGACAAAGCCUUCGAAUGGAAACGGUAAUCUUCAUGCUGGGCAUGAAAGAACACCAAAAUCCAGCCACUUCACGCCAUAUUUCAACGACAUCCCGGAAUCACCGCCAUCUGCACCGGUGUCUCCCCAACAGCUCUACGAUCCAGAUCCAGCGUUCCAACUUCCUCCCGCUCAAGAACCUCAAUGGCCUUUGCAUCGCAAAACAUCGAAUCAAUCGAUCACCUCGGCGCUUGCUAGUUUCAAUCUCAAUGAGCACAAUUCAAACACGAAAAAACCAGCUCCUAAAUUAUUCCAACCAAAACCAGUGAGUUCGCCUCACCCACAUGCUAACCCGCAUGCAAAUCCACAUGCCAACCUACCAACACCAAAAGAGUUGACCUACAAGCAGCACUCGAACCCCUAUCAGUCCCGCUCCAGGCCAGCGAAGGCUGAUGCCAAAUCUGACUCCUCUUCCAUGGACUCGCUUCUCGAUGAGUAUGAGGAGAACAUUUCCACCACAAAAUCCAUCAAUUACAACAUUCCUAGAUCACAGUCGCGGACAAUGUCUUUGGCAUCCAGUGCGUAUCCAGCGGCCAUCAAUUAUCAGCGUGGAAAGAUCCCACUUGUUCCUGAUAUAAGAAGCAAUGUGGGCUCCACCACACAUGAAGCGGCUGACGAAGAAGAGGAUGAUGAUUUCCCAAAGACAUCACUCUCCCAGUACAACAGAGCAAGACAGAAUACCCAGAGCCAAAGGUCCCGCCGGUCGUCUCCUAGUGAGCUCUACAAUUCUGUCAGCAACUGGAUGGAGCCAAAUGUUCGUCAGCCCCAGUUAUCCCACUCUCGCUCAAACUACUCGCUUGCCAGUGCCAAGAACAGUAUCGCAUCCAACCGCACUCAGGAAAGCACCCUUCGGGAUAUUUAUCGCUCAAUCACUGAGAAUAACUUGCAUGCCAAUUUGCAGCAGCCAAAUGGAAGGCGUCCGAGUGUUGGGUCCAGUCGUGGGUACGGGCCCAGGCCUAAAACAAACACUUUGAAUACCCUGACCAAGCCUCCAAAGACUGAGCAAAAGCAGGGUAGAAGCAGAAACGAAUCACUUAGCUCGUCUGAUGUCUACCGCCUUGUGAGUGCCCGUCGUAGUGAAACUGGAGAACCAAGCAAACGUGGGGGCAUUUCACGGUUGUUCGGAUGGUGA